AUUGAGGAAGACGCCUACCAGGAAGACCUGGGAUUCAGCCUGGGCCACCUGGGAAAGUCGGGAAGCGGCCGCGUGCGGCAGACGCAGGUGAACGAGGCCACCAAGGCGCGGAUCUCCAAGACGCUCCAGCGCACGCUCCAGAAGCAGAGCGUGGUCUACGGCGGCAAGUCGACCAUCCGGGAUCGCUCGUCGGGAACGGCCUCCAGCGUGGCCUUCACCCCGCUGCAGGGGUUGGAGAUCGUCAACCCGCAGGCGGCGGAGAAGAAGGUGGCCGAGGCCAACCAGAAGUAUUUUUCCAGCAUGGCGGAAUUCCUCAAGGUGAAGAGCGAGAAGAGCGGGAUCCUCAGCACGUCCUGA
This is a messenger RNA of Tinamus guttatus (white-throated tinamou), 357 nucleotides long. The record is from RefSeq and is a predicted model, not a curated record. Lineage: Eukaryota; Metazoa; Chordata; Aves; Tinamiformes; Tinamidae.